ACCCACAAGCCACCGCGCGAGAGCCACGUAAACCUACGGCGCUAGCGGAAGAUACUGCUAGCCUAGCAUUCCUGCCAUUACCAUGCUAGCUGCGUACAGAGGGACAUUCCUAAGUUAACGUGAAUGAUGCAAGUCUUAAAAUAGUCAUUAAAGUUAAACGGCUUUUCUUCCGACCUAUGUGUCUCUCCCUACAGAGUAAAACCACCUGAAGAUGUCAAUGGUGCUGUUUGCGUCAGUCGUAAGGGUCGGGGACGGCCUCCCACUCUCUGCGUCCACAGACUACGAACAGGACAAGGAGCUUCAGGAAACCAAGAAGCACCUCAAGGGCCUCUCCAAAAAGCUCGGACAGUUCCCUGACCGCUGCACAGUCAAGAUCGGCCAGUUCAAUGUCAACUUCACCAGCUCGCUGGGUGUAGGCUACCUGAUGGUUUGCACAGAGAACUACCCCAGCGUGCUGGCCUUCUGCUACCUGGACGAGCUGCAGAAGGAGUUCAUCGUCACCUACGACACCAAGCGCAUCAACAGCGCCGUGAGGCCCUACUCCUUCAUCGAGUUUGACACCUUCAUCCAGAAGACCAAGCAGCGCUACAACAGCCCGCGCUCGCUGUCCACCAAGAUCAACCUCUCCGACAUGCAGACGGAGAUCCGGCUGCGGCCGCCCUACCAGCUCUCCCGCGAGGACCUGAGCUCCAUCAACGGCUUCUCCCCGCACACGCCCUCCAAGUACAAGGGCAUCGCGCCCACUCAGAUGCUGGAUCCCGUGACCUUGCCGGGGAUCGUGUCGUGCGUGCUCAGCGUCCUCUGCGGGGGGCUGAACCUGCUGCGAGGUGUCCACGCUAUAGAGAGCAUCCUGCAGAACGAUGACGAAGACUUUAAUUACGUGAUUGCCUUCUUCCUGGGCACGGCCGCCUGCCUCUAUCAGUGUUACCUGUUUGCCUACUUCUCCAUCUGGCGGACCAGCAAGAGCUUCCUGGCGCUGGGCCUCAUCUGCCUGAGCAACAUGUACCUGUCCGGGCUGAGGAACGCGUGGCAGAUCCUCUUCCACAUCGCGGUGGGCGCCUUCAUGACUCUGCAGGUCUGGCUGCGACAGCCGCUGGGCAAGGCACCGGACUACAACGUCUGACCGAGCGGAAGACCGCAAAAGAACGGACACAAAAACUGGGGGGGGGGGGGGACUUUUCCCGCGCAUAUCCUGGAAGUGCGGCAACAGCCCCCACUCCCCCCCCUCCCCCUCCCAGCAGAAGAAGAAGAAGACCCCGACCCCCAGAAACAACGAACAUCCAAAGCUUUGCUGCCGCUGAUCCUCUUGAGGUCGUGAGGCCCCACUAAGAUGGAGCUGAAGCGGACGGAGAGACCACGACUGAAACCUAGCUGCUGCUGCUGCUUCUCCUAAGGGCACCCGGCACACGAGGCCCCGGUGUCAGUGCAGACGGAGAGACCGCGAUGAACCCUAAUGCUGCCAAUUCCUAACAACAGCCUUCAGCCAUCUCAGCCCAGUGUAGUCCGGCAGGAAGCCAAGCUCCAGAACCGCCACCCCCUACCCCCCCCCCCUCCCUCCCUCCCUGCCCGGUCGACAGACACGAUGCGUACCGAGGGUCGUAUGCCAUGGCUUGGAACUAUGCAAUGCAGGCUCACGCGUUGAGCUUGUUCUUCUCUGAACACGGGCCUCCUUCUCCCUCCCCAUCAUAACAACGUGAUUGUCAAUUGCCCCCCAAAUGUCAUAUUUGCAGAUCUAUUAUUCUGCUAUUUAUUUGACUGAUUGUGUAUUGACUGGACAGUCUGGCUCUCUGCUUAUUUUAUCGCCUUUAUAAAAGUGAAAAUUUGAAAUCUUCUUAUGAGUUGUGUUUGUGUGGGGAUGAGCAGCAUACUGAUCAUCUCAGAGGGUCUUGUGUUUUUAAUGCACAGACGCAAAACACAUGCAUCCAUUGACGCCAUUAAGCAGUGCCAUGUGACGUGUCAAUAAACAUUUAUGCAUUAGCAAACCAGUGGAUCACCUUUGACUUAAGAUGACCACAACCAUUUACUAGUCGCCGGCUUACUUUCCACACGGACAUAACAGGGCGUUUUGUACAGACCUGCAUGUCCUGCUGGCAUCACAUCAUCAUACGUCAGUCUGGGGGCUGCUGCUGCUCCAGCCCCUGAUGACUCAUCAAGGCAAUUCUCUACAGAGAAGAAAUCAAAUGUUCUUGGAUCGUGCAGCAAGCAGCGGCGCCACACCUAGAUGACCUAAUGGCUUGCUUUUUAACAACACGCUUCUGAUUGGAUGGGCUCUUGAGAAACCAAAAAAAGAAAAAAACACUUUGUUAUUGACACGAGAUGAUUCUCCUUCACGCUCUCUUUCCCCGGCACGAUCAUAGUCUGAGGGGUAAAGGCAAUUUAACUUUUGUUAAAAUGUAUUUGAAUGUGUUUUUGAGCUAGGAGGUGCUCAUGCAUUCGAUGUAUUCUUCGUUGCCUAGUUCGUGAUAUGCACAUUAAUAAAGUCUGGGGCCAAUACAUUAACAGAUCGUAUCCUAUUCAUUCAGGACGCUGAAUAAUAUCGGCACAGUUUUCAUCAUUUGAAUACAAACGCCAGAGUAAUGUGGCACUCUGCCACGAUUCAUGACGAAGUUAUGACUUCCCAAAACGUAAUAAAAUCCCUGUUCAGGUAACCAGAAUGUCUUGUAGCA
Messenger RNA from Gadus chalcogrammus (walleye pollock), 2666 nucleotides. RefSeq names its product SEC22 homolog A, vesicle trafficking protein (gene sec22a). The coding region runs from base 212 to 1123 and encodes 303 amino acids. The transcript is spliced from 7 exons. The record is from RefSeq and is a predicted model, not a curated record. Lineage: Eukaryota; Metazoa; Chordata; Actinopteri; Gadiformes; Gadidae. Gene Ontology annotation, biological process: endoplasmic reticulum to Golgi vesicle-mediated transport.